Messenger RNA from Oncorhynchus nerka (sockeye salmon), 4995 nucleotides. RefSeq names its product hemicentin-2-like. Lineage: Eukaryota; Metazoa; Chordata; Actinopteri; Salmoniformes; Salmonidae. The record is from RefSeq and is a predicted model, not a curated record. The transcript is spliced from 32 exons. Gene Ontology annotation, molecular function: protein binding. The coding region runs from base 125 to 4804 and encodes 1559 amino acids.
GAGUUCUUCAGAUAUAGUUGAGUAACUUGAUCUAGUUGGAGGCUGUUGAUCUAGUUGACCUGCUAUUUGUUGAAGGAGACUGUUGUGUCCAUGAAGGAGUGAGACGGAGGAGCAUUAUGAUACGAUGUUGAUCAGACUAACUGGGCUGCAAUCUAUCUCUCUACUGGCCUGGCUGAUCACACUAACAAACAGUGUGGAGAUCAUAGAUCCAGGCCAGGUGGUGUAUGUUGACUCAGGUCUGGAUGGAGUGGUGGGUAAAGCCGUGAUCCUGGAGUGUGGAUCAACCAGACCCGAUGUUUACAUCUGGGGGUUCACACAACCUGGAACCGACGCCAUCAAAGCUGUGGUCUACGACUUUGGAAAAGGCCCUAAGCUGCAGAAGCUGGCCCAGAGUCUAGGAGACAUUCAGGUGAUCUCUGGCGCUGCCUCUCUGAGUAUAGAGCGCCUCCCAUUGGCUGCUGAGGGCCUCUACACCUGCCAGGCUCUCUACGACACAGAUCAGGGAGCCAAGCUAUACUACUACUACAUACACCUACGGGUACUGGUCCCAGUCAGCAAGCCCUAUAUUCUGCUGAGUGAUGCGUCUCCGGCAGAGGGAUCUUUGGUGUGGCUGCGCUGCGGCCUGGAGAACGGCACUGAGCCGCUUUACUUUCUUUGGGAGUAUGAGACUUACAGCGGAUUGGUCAGCAUCAUCUCCGAGGGCAACAACAGCAUGUUCAACAUGGCAGAAGUCAACCGUAACAACACAGGCUGGUACCAAUGUUGGGCCCGGAACCAGGUCAACCAGGAACGGUCCGACCGCGUACGGCUGGACAUCAUCUUCGGUCCUGAUAUUCCCCAGAUCGACGUGACUCCCUACAGUAUAACAGACAGAGGAUACUAUGUUAAGGAGAGACAGACGGUCUCUCUGCUCUGCCAGGCCCAGUCUAACCCUCCCAGUCAAUAUGUUUGGUUCUACAAUGACAGCCAGGUGUACACGGGACCCAAGUUCACCAUCACUAGGAUUCUGCGGAUGCACACAGGUACCUACGCUUGCCAGUCUCAGAACACGUACCUCAACACCCGCUCUUUCAAGACCAUCAACCUCACUGUCUACUACCCUCCAGAUGGUUCCCCCUCCUGCUCUGUUCUGCCAGCAAUGAACUACUCCUCCCUCAACCUGACCUGUUCAUGGCCGGGGGGCCUGCCCCCCCCUUCACUACGCUGGACCACAAACCUUCUGGCACAGGGAGGGGCGUGGCUUGGGGGUGAAGGGGCAUGGCCAGCCAACAAUGUCUCCGUACUGCAGUCUGGAUCCCAGGCCUCCAACAACUCUCUGUUCACCUGCCUGGGGAUACACCCUGCUCUUAACACCUCCACACAAUGCACUGCACGGGCCUGGUCUCCUUAUGGUGAGCCAGUGUGUUCUGCUUAUGGCACCGGUAAGAAUCAAUACCUGCUGCUGUCCUGCUCCUGGGAAGGUGGGUCUCCCAGGGCUGUGGUGUGGUGGGAGGUGCCUAAAGAAGAGGGGAGGGGCCAAGAAGUGGAGACUUCCAAGAUCCUGGUACUUCGUUCUAACUCCACCCAGAAUGGACAGGCCUACACCUGCUACGGAAAACACCCCCUAGAAACACACAUCAGGACCUGCAGCCUUGUCCCGGUCAGUAAGCCCAAUAUUCUGCUGAGUGAUGCGUCCCCAGCGGAAGGAUCUUCGGUGUGGCUGCGCUGCGGCCUGGAGAAUGGUACUGAGCCGCUUUUCUUCAUGUGGGAGCAUGAGACUUACAAUGGAUUGGUCAGCACCAUCUCCCAGGGCAACAGACGUGUGUUCAACAUGACAGAAGUCACCCGUAACCAAACAGGCUGGUACCGUUGUGGGGCCCGGAACCAGGUCAACCAGGAACGGUCUGACCGCAUCUGGCUGGACAUCAUCUUCGGUCCUGAUAUUCCCCAGAUAGAUGUGACUCCCUACAGUAUAACAGACAGAGGAUACUCUGCUCGGGAGAGACAGACGGUCUCUCUGCUCUGCCAGGCCCAGUCCAACCCACCCAGUCAAUAUGUCUGGUUCUACAACAACAGCCAGGUGUACACGGGACCCCAGUUCACCAUCACUAGGAUUCUGCGGAUGCGCACGGGUACCUAUGCCUGUCAGGCUCAGAACACACACCUCAACACCCGCUCUCUCAAGACCAUCAACCUCACUGUUUACUACCCUCCAGAUGGUUCCCCCUCCUGCUCUGUUCUGCCAGCAAUGAACUACUCCUCCCUCAACCUGACCUGUUCAUGGCCGGGGGGGCUGCCCCCACCUUCACUACGCUGGACCACAAACCUUCUGGCACAGGGAGGGGUGUGGCUUGGGGGUGAAGGGGCAUGGCCAGCCAACAAUGUCUCCGUACUGCAAUCUGGAUCCCAGACCUCCAACAACUCUCUGUUCACCUGCCUGGGGAUACACCCUGCUCUCAACACCUCCACACAAUGCACUGCACGGGCUUGGUCUCCGUAUGGUGAGCCAGUGUGUUCUGCUUAUGCCACCGGGAUGAACCAGUACCUGCUGCUGUCCUGCUCCUGGGAAGGUGGGUCUCCCAGGGCUGUGGUGUGGUGGGAGGUGCCUAAAGAAGAGGGGAGGGGCCAAGAAGUGGAGACUUCCAAGAUCCUGGUACUUCGUUCUAACUCCACCCAGAAUGGACAGGCCUACACCUGUUAUGCCAAACACCCACUGGACACACACACCAGGACCUGCAGCCUUGUCCCGGUCAGUAAGCCCUAUAUUCUGCUGAGUGACGCAUCCCCUGCGGAGGGAUCUUCGGUGUGGCUGCGCUGCGGCCUGGAGAGCGGUACUGGGCCACUUUACUUCAUGUGGGAGCAUGAGCCAUACAGUGGAUUGGUCAACACCGUCUCCCAGGGCAACAGCAGCGUGUUCAACAUGACAGAAGUCAACCGUAACCACACAGGCUGGUACCGUUGUGGGGCCCGGAACCAGGUCAACCAGGAACGGUCCGACCGCAUCUGGCUAGACAUCAUCUUCGGUCCUGAUAUUCCCCAGAUAGAUGUGACUCCCUACAGUAUAACAGACAGAGGAUACUCUGCUCAGGAGAGACAGACGGUCUCUCUGCUCUGCCAGGCCCAGUCCAACCCACCCAGUCAAUAUGUCUGGUUCUACAACAACAGCCAGGUGUACACGGGAUCCCAGUUCACUAUCCCUUGGAUUAUGCGGAUGAACACAGGUACCUAUGCCUGUCUGGCUCAGAACACAUACCUCAAAACCCGCACUCGCAAGACCAUCAGCCUCACCGUCUUCUACCCUCCAGAUGGUUCCCCCUCCUGCUCUGUUCUGCCAGCAAUGAACUACUCCUCCCUCAACCUGACCUGUUCAUGGCCAGGGGGCCUGCCCUCCCCUUCACUACGCUGGACCACAAACCUUCUGUCCCUGGCACAGGGAGGGGCGUGGCCAGCCAACAAUGUCUCCGUACUGCAGUCUGGAUCCCAGACCUCCAACAACUCUCUGUUCACCUGCCUGGGGAUGCACCCUGCUCUCAACACCUCCACACAAUGCACUGCACGGGCCUGGUCUCCUUAUAGUGAGCCAGUGUGUUCUGCUUAUGCCACCGGUAAGAACCAAUACCUGCUGCUGUCCUGCUCCUGGGAAGGUGGGUCUCCCAGGUCCAUAGUGUGGUGGGAGGGGCCUAAAGGAGAGGGCAGGGGCCAAGGAGUGGAGACCUCUAAUAUCCUGGUACUUCGUUCUAACUCCACCCAGAACGGACAGGCCUACACCUGCUACGCCAAACACCCCCUGGACACACACACCAGGACUUGCAGCCUUAGACUGGAGGCUCCAGUCUUGUUGACCCAGCGUAGUGUGGUGUCUGUGUUUGAGGGCAGUGAUGUCCAGCUCACCUGUAUCCUGCAAGCUAACUAUCCUCCGGUCAAUCAGAUUGUCUGGUUCAACAACCGCAGACAGGAAGUCAUACAGGAAGUCCAGGAAGCCCUGGCCACAACCAGGAAGUAUGUGCUGCGUCGCGCAGCUGCGUGGACCAACCUGACGGUGCUAGAGACGGAUGGAACAACAGACAACGGCCAAUACUGGUGCUCCGCUAGCAACGCUGUGGGAGGGACUGAGAUCCCUGUUACGCUACUGGUCAAGAGAUACCCCAUGCCUCCCAAUGUGACCCUGGUAAGGCUGGUUUACAGCAGUCGGCAGCGCAGAGAGGUGGAGCUGGAGUGGCAGAUGGAGGGAGAGGGAGAAGGAGGAGAGGGAGGAGGGCUGACUGGAUUUAUACUUGAGCGCAGACUAGAGGAGGCACCAGGGAGAAGGAGAGGAGAGGAGGAAAAAGAGAAGGACAGAGAGGAGGCUGGUGCAGAUCCUGCUGAUCAAGAGGAGCAGCGACAGGAAAAAAGGAGUAGUUUCUCUCCAUGGAAACAGGUGGCAGUAUUGGAACCCAGGGAGAGAGUCCACACGCUGGGCAACAUGACCCCAACAGAUACCUACCAGAUACGCAUCACAGCUGUCAAUCACAGAACACUCGGACACCCCUCCCCCCCAGAAACACCAGCGGACCCUCCCUUCAGUGCGUACCCUGCUGUGAUUGGAGCUGCCAUUGGAGGGAUGCUCAUCACGACCAUAGCAACUGUUCUGCUGUUUAUGUACAUAUUCCGCAACUGCAACAACAACCCCAGACUCCAUGACAUGCUCUUUGGAAUGCAGCACAGCUGGUCCAGGGAGAACAUCAACCUCCCUGAUGAUGAGGUGAUGGGAGGAGUUGACGGAGAGGGAGGAGCUACAGAACAUUGCCCCUCCCCGAGCCCAGGUCACGUCCAUGUCCUCUCCUAGGGCUGCCUCCCCCGUCUCCCCUCCUCUAACUGCUGAGGACAACGAACCUGUCAACGUCAUCAUCACCGUCAUGGCAACGGGCUGAAGAUCACACACACAUCCAUACAUACUGGAUAAUGCUGUGUUCAUAACAAGUGGAAACUCUGUAAAUACAAUUUGUAUUAAAAGUACAGCUGUCAUGCUCAAAAACA